Molecule: messenger RNA, 4364 nt
Organism: Coniophora puteana RWD-64-598 SS2
Lineage: Eukaryota; Fungi; Basidiomycota; Agaricomycetes; Boletales; Coniophoraceae
Exons: 25
Coding region: 101-4312 (1403 amino acids)
Cellular component (GO): cytoplasm
Molecular function (GO): ATP binding; ATP hydrolysis activity
Source: RefSeq, a predicted model, not a curated record
GUGAAUGUUCCCCAGCUGAAUAACUAUCGACAUCUCCGCACCUCGCCCCAUGUCUUGAUUCCCAGCAGUCCCUCAUCGUUGUCCUUAGACUUCAUGCAUCAUGUCCGCCAGACGUCGCCUUGAUAAACUCUCGCGGUCGCUCGCACCCCAGCGUCCGUCGAUAGGCACCCUCAUCCUCGGCGACAUACAGUAUGACAUUCAGGACUCUCUGGAUCCUAGCCGUCUUCCUCAUCUCUCGGAUUCUGCACUCCUGGACGUCAGGCAUCCGUUUAACGCGAACAAUCUGAGGUUCAUGCUGCAGAAGCAUGUCCUUGGGCAGGAUGUGUUCUUGGUCUCCCAGCCUGGGCCGUAUGCUCGGCGGCUUGCCAUGACCUUUGCGAGCCUGAUCAAUUCGGAGUACGAGUACAUUGCGUUGCACAGGGAUAUAGGCGAGACGGAACUCAAGCAAGGCAGAGAGAUUCGCAAGGGAGGGAAUCUGGUCUACGUCGAUGGGCCAGCGGUCAUGGCUGUCAAGAAAGGGCGUAUUCUCAUUCUUGAAGGAGUUGAGAAGGCCGAGCGGGGAAUCAUGCCUGUUUUGAACAAUCUGCUUGAGAACCGCGAGAUGAACCUCGAUGAUGGAACCCAUAUCGUCCACCCGCGUCGGUACGAUGAACUUCUCGAGAAAGGAGAAGUGACCAACAAGACGUUUAUCCCUGCCCAUAAGGACUUCCGCGUCAUUGCCAUAGCUGCGCCUGUCCCUCCAUACCCUGGAUACCCUCUCGACCCUCCAUUCCGGAGUCGCUUCCAAGCGCGGUUCAUCGACCCCGUCGGCGCGCUGUUUGCACUGGCACCCGAACCACCAUUACCACAGCCGACAGGCGAAUUCUUGUACGGUCGAAUAAAGGAGAUCAUUAUCGCCACCCAGUUCCUCGGCGAAUCGCGUCACUCCCUGCAGGCGGUGCUCAAGCCCACCAUCCCAGCCUUUCCGCAAACUGCCCUAAUCAAACUCGGCGCGCUCGUAGAACUGUUCACGCCGCCGAAGACGCUCUCGCCGAACCAACUCGCGCGACUGUUCCUCACACUGCACCCCGUGCUUAUGCACGCGCCGUUCCAGGCGUGGGCGAUGCUGGGCCAGCAAGUGACGGAUGCGAAGCUGGGCGAGCUCGGGAGUCCUUCAUCGCACGACAACGAGGACGGCUCGGGAUUAUUGGGAUAUACCAUCAGCGCCAUCUCGCGCUCGGGCGAGGCUACUGCGAAGCUGGUGUUCACGGGCCCCCCUGGUCUCAACUCCGUCAGCGUAGAUGCUCCAGCCGGUCAAAGAGAAUUCCGGCCGUUCCCUCCUACACAGUCGGGCCAACUGCACAUGUCGAAGCGAUUCCUUGGUCUUCUCACUUCCAUGUUGCAAGGCCACGCUUUGGGCUGGGAUUUGUCCUUGAUUCCCUCCGUACUGCCGUCGACCUCUUCGUCCUCCACAUCCACUUUGAUAAGGGUUUUUAGCGAGCUUCUUGGAUACGAGAUUGAGGCUGUUCAUAUGUACAAGGAACUGGGAGGGCGCGAGAUGAUUCAAAGGAGACGCAUUGAGGAUGGAGGGGCAACAUUUUGGGAACCAAGCCCUCUCAUCCAAGGAUCUUUACUCGGGAGGCUGAUGCACUUGUCCUCUCUCGAUGUUACGGGCGCGACUGCGGGAUCUCUUUCCCGUCUUGCCCAGGACAGAGAGAUGGAAUUAUGGGAGAGCAAGCGCAUAGUGACUGCCAAGGGCGAAAACGAUGAGACGUUUGCGACACUUUCUACAGCUCAUCCUUCCUUCAGAGUAAUUGCAACUGCAUCGAAGUCUUUACCCCUCCGAGACUGGCUCUCCGAUGAACAUGCCAACAUGUUUUUCCCCAUACCCAGCCAGCCCAUGGAUGGCGAAGAAGAGGAGGCCAUCCUCCUGCGCUCCCUCUGCGACACCCACAUCGUCCGCCGCUUGAUCGCGUUUGCGAAGAAAUACCGCGCGAGCAUGUCGGCCGACACCACUGUGAAGCAGCGCAAGCUCGGGACACGGGCUCUCAUGCGGAUCGCGAUGCUGUUCGCGAAAUUCCCGGAAGAAGCGAGACUGGCUGAGGUACUGGAGAGAACGUUGUUGGUCGAGUUUCUUCCGUCUGUUGAGCAGGCCACGUUGAGAGGCUUGAUGGAGGAGAGCGAAAUUUCUCAUUCUCCUGAGAAGUUUUACCCGACGUCUGUCGUGGAAGGCGCCAACCUUGUCUUCCCGACCGGGACAACUAGCGUAGAUUCUACGGCCUCGGGAGGACCAACACGUAUAUCGUUGUUCAGGGCAGAGAAUGACCCCGAAGGCUACGUUUCGCAUGUGCCUUACAUGGACCAUUUCUACGACAAUAGCCUGCAGACUGGGCUUAUGCGGGACAUUGCCAUUGACUUGGAGGUUCUCGGCGAACAUGUCGUCUUACUAGGAAACCAGGGUGUUGGCAAGAACAAGAUUGUCGACAGGCUUUGUCAGCUUCUCCGCCGUCCACGGGAAUACAUUCAGCUCCAUCGCGAUACAACAGUGAACCAGCUCAUGUUUACCACCGUUCUCGAGGGCGGUAAAGUGCGAUACGAGGACUCUCCGCUGCUCCGCGCUAUCAAGUUCGGGCGCGUCAUUCUCAUUGACGAAGCUGACAAGGCCCCGGAACAUGUCGUCGCUAUUUUCCGCAGCCUCGCGGGACAGGGCGAAUUAACGCUGGCGGACGGAAGACGCGUUCGCGCUGUCAGCGAGCGCGAAAGCGAUGUUGUAAUUCAUCCGAAUUUCCGGCUGGUUCUGCUGGCGAAUCGGCCUGGCUAUCCUUUCCUCGGAAACCAUUUCCUGCAAGUUCUCGGUGAUGCUUUCAGCUGCCAUUCCGUGACGAACCCCGACCAAGCAUCAGAACGCAAGCUCAUAUCCCAACUCGCGCCCGAGUUGGAUGAGGACACGAUACUCCGACUUGUUGGCGUCUUCUAUGAUCUUCGCAAGAGCUUUGAGAGUGGCGAACUUACGUAUCCGUAUUCACUGAGAGAGUUGAUUAACCUGGUUCGGCACAUGCGGAGCUAUCCUAAUGACAGUCUGGGAGAAGCUCUCCGCAACAUAUUUGAUUUUGAUAUCUAUAAACCCGAUACUCACGACAAAUUAUUGCGUAUACUUGCUCGGCAUGGGCUUGAAGCUGGGCCACUUGGCCUUGAUGCGUCGCGUGAAAGCAUGAAGAAGAAACCCGUAGACAUUGAAUACGAACCAUCUGGCUCUACCGAACUCAACGAACCCAAGGAAGGAGAACAUGAUCCCAAAAAUGAGCAGCAUACUGGAGGAAAUAGAUGGGCUGGCGGGACUGGUGGGCGUGACACUGCCGGCACUGGAGGCAGAGGUGGUUACAAACGCUUACAAAAAGGCAACAACAUCUAUCAGGUCUCCGACAAGCUCAAGGCGGACGUGCCGGACCACAUCAGGGAUCGUGCUCGCGAGAUGGCGCGCGAGGAGCUCAAGCAGCGUCUGCAGGCACUGGACAUGAGCACCGCCGACGCAGCUGUGUAUGGAGAGCAUCUCACUGCGGUACAAGGUCAUAUCAAUUCACUGCAUGACCUCCUGGAACACCUCGCAGCAAAGGAAGAAGAGCGUGUCUGGCUCAAACGCCAGACCGAUGGGGAACUGGAUGACAGCCGCUUGACCGAAGGUCUUACCGGGGAGCAGUCCGUGUACAAACGGCGUGGAAUGGAUAAGCCUGAACUUGGUCGCCCACAGCUAAAGCCGAAGAGGAUCAGAUUUAUUUUCGAUAUCAGUGGAUCUAUGUAUCGUUUCCAGUAUGAUGGUCGUCUGAGGAGAAGUCUGGAAACAGCGGUCAUGCUCAUGGAAUCCUUCGAUCACCUAUCCCGCAAAGAGAAAUAUGCCUGGGAUAUUUACGGCCAUUCGGGUGACGAACCCACCAUACCUCUCGUCGAGACCGAUAAACCUCCCUCAAGCCUCAAGGACCGCUGGAAGGUCAUUGAGAAGAUGGACAUGGUCACACAGUACGCCUUUUCGGGUGACUACACGGUGGAAGCCAUACGGAAGGGAGUCGAGGAAGUGGCAAAGUUUGAUGCAGAUGAUUGGUUCGUCAUUGCCAUCUCGGACGCCAACUUCGGGCGCUACCAGAUCACUCCCGAGGAGAUCAAGAAAGUCAUGCUAAGAGGCGAUCCCAAAGUGCAUACGGCACUCAUUUGUAUUGGAGAUGGGGCCGAAGUCCCAUGGAUAACGAAGGAGCUUCCGGGUCGUGGAUUCCGAGUGAAGAAUACUGCAGAUAUUCCUGUAGUUCUGAGGAGCAUUCUGACAUCCAUGGUCGAUCGAUGAUUUGUCUGCACAAGUCUUAUAGAGUAAAUUAUGUCAUCAAUGAUAUGAAGUG